Messenger RNA from Phialemonium atrogriseum, 1083 nucleotides. RefSeq lists its product as uncharacterized. Gene Ontology annotation, molecular function: 2-oxoglutarate-dependent dioxygenase activity. The transcript has 6 exons. The record is from RefSeq and is a predicted model, not a curated record. Bases 1 to 1083 code for a protein of 360 amino acids. Lineage: Eukaryota; Fungi; Ascomycota; Sordariomycetes; Cephalothecales; Cephalothecaceae.
AUGGCAGAUACUUCCAAGACGGCCUUACCCUUGGUCGAUUUCGCCAGGUUGCGCAGCGCCGAGACAAGAGAUGAAGAGCUGGCAAAACUGCGACAUGCCCUUUUCACAAUAGGGUUUCUCUACCUGGUUAACUCUGGAUUGGAGGAAACUGCAGCUGAGUUGCACGGCUCGCUCCCAGGUCUGUUCGCCCUGCCAGCCGAGAAGAAGCAAGCAGUCGCAAUGUUGAACUCGCCUUCAUUUCUCGGGUACACCCAGCUCGGAGCCGAGAUGACCGCUGGCGGGACUGACAUGAGAGAGGCAAGAAAGCCAAUCCCGCAGCGUAUCAAGAUUCAAUUCGACAUUGGCACUGCCACAGAAGAUGCCUGGAAAGAGGGCGCGCCGACCUGGACCAAGAUGGAAGGAACUAGCCAGUACCCGGACUACCCGGGCUUCAAGCCACUGGUUGGGGAAUACCUCCGACGAAUGACGGACCUCAGCACCGAGUUCCUCGAGGCCGUCGCCGAGUCACUAUCGCUACUGCGGGGCACCUUCGAUCCCUUCCUGGGGAGAAUGCACCGCCUAAAGCUGAUCCGCUACCCGCCCGCCGCAGCCGGCUCCGUCGGCGUGGGUCCGCACAAGGACUCGACCGGCCUGUUCACGUUCCUCUCGCAGGACUCGGUCGGGGGUUUGCAAGUCCUGAGCAAGAGUGGGGAGUGGAUUGACGCUCCUCCCAUCGAGGGCAGCCUGGUGGUCAAUGUGCAGCAGGGAUUCGAGGCCGUCACCGGGGGGGUCUGCCCUGCCACCACCCACAGGGUUAUUUCUCCAACCUCGGUGACGCGGUACAGCAUUCCCUUCUUCCAGGGCGUCAACUACGAGCUUACGCUGGACACUCUGAAGGUCUCAGCAGCGCACAUUGUGUCCAAGAUCCCCGUGUCCGACGAUGCGAAGAAGAGGGCGGUCGAUGUGCCGAGCGAGUUUCUUUCACCUCUGUAUUCGAGUCUUGGAGAGGCUCGGUUGAGGAAUCGGAUCCUAAGUCACCCGGAUGUAGGGCAAAAAUGGUACCCGGAUCUGUACGAGAAGUAUCGUCAGCAAACACUCGUAUGA